This is a messenger RNA of Symbiodinium pilosum, 1662 nucleotides long. Lineage: Eukaryota; Dinophyceae; Suessiales; Symbiodiniaceae. The record is from the annotation of a GenBank genome assembly.
AUGGCUUCGUUGGCUGCAAUGUUGCAUGGGCGGGCCUCACCUGCGGAAGUCGAGAUGGACGAUGCUUUCGAAGAGCUGUUGGGCAGGCUGCAUGCUUGUCACCUACAGGAGGUUCAAGAGUUGCAGCUAGAAAUAACCACACUGCGGCAAGCUGCGCCUUCCCGGCCGAGCCUGAUCAAGGCCAAUGGUGGCACUGCCAAUGAGAUGGGAGAACACGCAGGCUCAAGCCUAGCGUUGCCUAAGGACGAUGAGGGUGAGGACCCACAGGAAGCUAUCAUUGCCAUGUCAAAGGUCCACUCCCAUCCAGAUGACAUCAUGGCAACCUCUGUUGGUACUGCAAAGCACUGGCAGCGGGGAAAGAGGCGGGCGGCGAGCAAGAAGGCAUUGAGAAGAUCAAGCUCUCUUACAUGGGAGGGUAAGAUUCGGCCCUUCCUGCAGAAAAUCAUCACGCAUCCCUGGGUGGAGUGCAUAAUGAGCCUGCUCAUCCUUUGCAAUGCUCUCGUGUUUGCCAUGGAAGCGCAGUACCGGGGGUUGCAUCUAGGGGAAGAUCUGGGAUUCAGCGACAGUGACGAGAGCUGGCCAGGAGCUGGAGAUGUCUUCGCGGCCCUGGAGUUGGCAUUUGGCAUAAUCUUUACAGUGGAAGUUUCUACCAGGUUCCUGGCCGAGGGUUGCAGCUUCUUCAAGGAGGCAUGGAAUUGGCUUGAUGCAUUCGUCAUCCUUGUGUGGCUUGUAGAGAAGCUUGUGAGAAACUUCCCGGUCAACAGCCAAAUUCUUCGCCUCGGGCGGGUGUUUCGGCUGCUUCGGCUGCUGAGGCUGGUCCGAAAGAUACAGCAGUUCGACGCGCUCUUCCUAAUGACUACUGCCAUUCGAAGCAGUGUGUCAGUCCUUGGAUGGACCGUGGCGCUGCUUCUCAUUUGCCAGCUGCUCUUCGCAUUGGUUGUCCAGCAGCUACUGUUUGGCUACUUCUUUGACCCAACUGCACCGGAUCAAGAUGCCCAACUUCGAGUUUACGAGUACUUUGGCACCUUCAGUCGUUCUCUGCUCUCCCUCUUUGAGCUGCUGCUCGCGAACUGGCCGCACAUAUGCCGCCUGCUUGCCGAAGAUGUGAGCGACUGGUGGAUUGUGGCCUGCCUCGUGCACAAGCUGACCAUGGGCUUCGCAGUGAUCGGCGUAAUCAAUGCUGUCCUGAUGCAGGAAACCUUCAAGGUGGCUUAUUUGGACGACACGGUGAUGGUCCGUGAAAAGAUGAAGGCCAAGCGGGCGCACGUGGCCAAGAUGUCUGAGCUCUUUCACGAAGCGGACACUUCUGGGGAUGGCAAGCUGGAUCUCGAGGAGUUCAGACAUGUUCUCAAGAAACACGAGAUCAAAGUCUGGCUUGCAGCCAUGGAUUUGGACGUGAGCAACGUCGAGGAGCUCUUCAACAUGUUAAACACGGCAGGGGAUGGUCGCUUGUCGGCCCUGGAGCUCGUGCAGGGCGUGUCGAGACUCAGCGGGACUGGCAAAGCGCAGGAUGUACGCAAGAUCCUGCAGACAACCCUCCUCAUGGAGAAGCAGCUCCGGGAUCUCGCAGCAAAGCCCACUCUUAUGCGCAGCAGAACGAGCAACCUGCUGCGGGAGCAGCCAGUGGAAACGGAAUCCCCGAUGGUGGAAAUGGAUUUCUAG